UUCACAACUCUCAACUCUCAACAUAUUGCCACCUAAUCCUCAAAAGUUCCACCGGGAAUCUUAUGGAAUAGUCAAGCUGGCACGCAUAUCCAAGAAAUACAACACGUUUAGCUCACUACCUGAUUUCUUUUCUGUUGUGAGAGUUUUCGUAGAACCUGGCGAAGUCAUUCUGUCCUUCCCUGCCGCGAUCUGCCUAGCGCUGGCAGUUAUCUGGUCCGAGGACUACCUGCAUGCUCCCUCUCUUUCCGGCUUCCUUUCCCUUUCUUCUUCUCUUCUUGCACAGCUCAGCUCAUCUCCUCAACCACCACACUCAUCUGACCACGCCUCCUCAAAGAAAGGGACCACAGUCAUUGUCCGAGCAGACACCCCCUCCGCCGUUCUAAUUCCAACACCCCCCACAAGCAAGCUCUGUCAUGCGAAUACAUGUUCCCGCACAGCACAUCCGGCUCUCACGACUAAUCCCCACCGGCGGCGCCUUCCGCCGAGCAAACUCCACCUCCUCGGCAGUCACCAAAUCUGCGGCCUGCAAAUCCGCGUCACCAGCAACCCAUCACUUCGUGCCCUCGUACUCCCUCUUCGCCAAGCGUCCACCACGCCCGUUUCCACCGCCGUUUCACUCCCCGCCCGCCAGUUCCUUCUCCGACCCCCUUACCACAUCCACCCACAACCCCCGAAUAGCCAUCGAGCGUCCGGAAGGCGCCGCAUUCCUCAACGGCGUGACCAAUGGCGACGACGCGGUGCUCACCAAUGCCAACUACCUCGCGGUGGCCGACGGCGUAGGCGCCUGGAACACCAAGUCCCACGGCCACGCGGCGCUGUGGUCACGCCUCAUGCUACACUACUGGAGCCGCGAGCUCGCAGCGGGGAAAUAUGGCUAUCGCCGGCAGGAUGCCGACGGCGGCGUCGACCCGGUGCUGUGUCUCCAGGAAGCAUACCAGGAAACUUUACUCGCAACCACUAGUGCCGGUGCGCGUCGAGACCAGGUGUGGCAGGGCACCACCACCAUGUGUGGCGCAGUGUUGAAGGGGAGCAAACUCCUCGUUCUCAACCUCGGGGACUCGGUCGGGUUCGUGUACCGCCCUGGCCGCCGCAAGUGGGCGCUCCGCACCAAGGAGCAAUGGCAUUGGUUCGAUUGUCCGCGGCAGCUGGGGACAAACUCGCCCGAUACCCCGGUGAAUAAUUGCGUUGUGCAGGAGCUGGAGGUGCAGGACGGAGAUCUGGUGGUGUUGGCUACGGAUGGUUUGGUGGAUAAUAUGUGGGAUGAGGAGAUCCUGACGGUUAUUGGCGCUGUGCUCGAGGCCACGGACGAGGUCGUGGAGAGCGAAACGGGCGAGAAAGGGGAUUGUGGACGGAUGAAGCUCGUGGCGCAGCGGCUCGUCGAAGGGGCGAAGAAAACGGCGAUUGAUCCGUUCGCGGAGAGUCCGUACAUGGAGAGGAGUAUCGAGGAAGGCCUGGGAAUCGAGGGUGGCAAGUGGGAUGACAUAUCCGUUGCGGCUGCGAUAUGCAGGCCCAACUCAUAACGGGGUUUAGCGGAACGACUCGAUGGAUGUAUGAUAGAUACCAGGGAGCGGCUUCUUUGUUUUUUUGUUGCUUCUUUUCUUUUUGGAUUCUUGUUUGAUCAUUGAUGGAAGGGGGAUUCCUUAACCACUGGCGGGGUGUGCUUUACAGGCGUUUUGGGAGCGUGAUAUAUCAUGACCUGUUUAGUGUAAUGUUGCAGUGUAUUUACUUUUACCAGACGAUAAUGAUGGCGGCAAUGGGAGAGGGACGUGUUUGUGAAGAAUAGAGAACGGUUGGAUACGU
Molecule: messenger RNA, 1800 nt
Organism: Tricharina praecox
Lineage: Eukaryota; Fungi; Ascomycota; Pezizomycetes; Pezizales; Pyronemataceae
Product: phosphatase 2C-like domain-containing protein
Exons: 1
Coding region: 414-1520 (368 amino acids)
Source: RefSeq, a predicted model, not a curated record